This is a messenger RNA of Porites lobata, 618 nucleotides long. Lineage: Eukaryota; Metazoa; Cnidaria; Anthozoa; Scleractinia; Poritidae. The record is from the annotation of a GenBank genome assembly.
AUGCAUCUAAAGAAUGUAGAAAGAACAUAUGCAGAAACAAAAAGUGACUUGACUAAAGUUCAGCUUUCUCAAAAGAUCGAACCAUCCAGAAUUGCUAAGGCAAGCGAUAGUAUCAUCCUUUAUGCCAGUGAUGUGGACAAGGUUAUCUAUUCCAUUACAUUAGGGAUGGAUGGAGUGGCAGUUAAAGACAAUGUUACAGUUUUGACAAAAUACUCAGCCUCUAGCACAGAAGCAGUGUCUAUGUGCCUUAACAAUAACAUCCUUUAUCUGUCUCACAAGGGCAAUCCAGGCGGAAUCUUAAGUAUUGCAAUGUCAACACUCGAGGAAACCGUGAUCGUACAAAAAGGAACUGUAGAAUGCAGUGAACGCGCACACGUGGCCUCGUAUCUCGCUGGUAUAGUUUAUGUGGACAUUGGAAGCCUGCAAAUAAAGACGAAGAUCUGUGGUGAGGAGGCCUUAGUUAUUGCUGGCACAGGAAAGGAAGGCAAUUCGAAUGGAAAGGGAGACCAAGCAACAUUUGCGCAGCCUAUGUGCAUAUGUGUGGAGCACGAUAAGAACAUAUUCAUCACCGAUGCUCAAACAGGCUCUGUGAAGCUAAUUACCUCAAUAAAAGGCAUU